Molecule: messenger RNA, 906 nt
Organism: Diversispora eburnea
Lineage: Eukaryota; Fungi; Glomeromycota; Glomeromycetes; Diversisporales; Diversisporaceae
Source: the annotation of a GenBank genome assembly
AUGCCAACUUACACUCCAUCACAAAUCUUUUACCUCUCAUUACAUUUUACAAGUAUCUUCCUAAUUCUAGUAUUGAACAUUCAUCUCUUUCGUAGUAAACCUUUCAUUACAAAAUGGACUCUCAUACAAAUCUGUCUUUCGCUUCUGGGAUAUUCAUUAUUUGCCAUUUCUUCAUUAGUAAUUUUUGGGGAUCGAAUCCAAUCUGAAGAUUCUGAAGAAUUAUGUUCAAUAUUAGCCAAACUCACAACGUUCUUUCAUUACCCAGUAAUAACAUUCACUUCAGUACUUAGUUGUUAUCUCUGGUUUUUAAUAGUAAAAACCAAUUUAAAUUUAGAAAAAGUUACUUUGCGGUGGAUUUCUGCGAUGAUUUGGGGUUGGUCGCUAGUAUAUCUUUUAUUCAUAAUAAUAAUGGCAAGAGAUGAAAGAAUGGUAAAAACAACAAUGUAUUGCAAAUUACAAGUUAAAUGGUAUAAUUAUUAUGUUUAUUGGACUGUAAUGAGCAUAUUGAUAUUAUUUAAUUUUGGAUUUGGAGGUCACUCAAUAUACAUCCUUUAUAAACGUUGGAGUAUCUUUAAAAACAAAAAAAAUCGGCAAACAGCCAUUAAUUUAGGUUAUUCGGUACGCGUCGCUGCAUACAUAAGUUUAUAUACAUUCUUAAUGUUAUCGUAUCUCGUAUCUGAUACUAUUUCCAUAUCUAAGAGUAAAGAGACAAAUGAUUUGUUGGAUAAAGAAGUUCAUAUUGGUGAUUUUACAUCAGCUUUAAGGCAACCCGAAUCACUUGAACUCAAACGUCAAGAAACACAAUCGACGAAUGACACGAAUGUAGAGAAUACUACUGAAACGAUGACCAGUGUGAUAAUUCUAGAUUUAUCACAGGAUUUUAUUAACCACUAUAAUGAAAUUUGA